Choloepus didactylus (southern two-toed sloth) is the source of this 3272-nucleotide messenger RNA. It is a transcript of the gene TTC9C, whose product is annotated as tetratricopeptide repeat domain 9C. The transcript is spliced from 5 exons. Gene Ontology annotation, molecular function: protein binding. The record is from RefSeq and is a predicted model, not a curated record. NCBI's taxonomy places the organism in Eukaryota, Metazoa, Chordata, Mammalia, Pilosa, Megalonychidae. The coding region runs from base 239 to 886 and encodes 215 amino acids.
AGGCUGACUCUCGUCUCACCGUGCUACCGCCAGUAAACCGAAGCCCAGUGGCAGACUUGCGGGCUUGAGCCUUAGCAGAGGGCCCGGGUCGCGAGGCCUGGGAAACCGGCCACUGAGAUGCAAAUGCGGCCGCCCUAGCUUUGGGCCGUGUGUCCGGUUGCAAGGACCUCGUUCACCAUCGGUUACCCAGCUCAGAGCACAGACAUCAACAAAUACUUGUUGAAGAAGUGCCAACUAAAUGCUGGGAGGGAAGAAAGCCCCCUUGACUUCCUGUAACGGUUGUCCCCGCCUACUCCUUUCCACUUCCAGGUCAGGGAGGAGUCCGGGGCGACGACGAAUUAUGGAGAAGCGCCUGCAGGAAGCUCAGCUGUACAAGGAGGAAGGAAACCAGCGCUACCGGGAAGGGAAGUACCGAGAUGCCGUGAGGAGGUACCAUCGAGCCCUGCUUCAGCUGCGCGGUCUGGAUCCGAGUCUGCCCUCCCCGAUACCUAAUCUAGGACCUCAGGGCCCGGCUCUCACACCUGAGCAAGAAAACAUCCUGUACAGCACCCAGACAGACUGCUACAACAAUCUGGCUGGUCUUGCUCCAAAUGCAUCGCUGAUUAAAGCCUGCCUCCUUCAGAUGGAGCCAGUGAACUAUGAACGAGUGAAAGAAUACAGUCAGAAAGUCCUGGAACGACAGCCUGGUAAUGCCAAGGCCUUGUAUCGGGCUGGAGUGGCCUUUUUCCACCUGCAGGACUAUGAGCAGGCUCAGCACUACCUCACGGCCGCCAUCAGCAGACAGCCAAAAGACACCAAUGUCCGGCGGUAUCUCCAGCUGACACAGUCGGAACUCAGCAGCUACCAUCAGAAAGAGAAGCAGCUCUACCUGGGCAUGUUUGGUUAACAAAGAUGUGCCUCCGCUUGAACUUAGGUGGACAGUUAGAGAUCCAUCAAGGGGAGACCUGAGACCCAGGAAGAGAAAUUAACCCCAGACAUCUGACCCACAUGGAUUUUUGUUUUGUUUUGAGCCCUGCACAAACUUUUUCCUACUUACACAGGCUGUGUCUUUAUUUGUCCAUCCAUCUUUAUAUUUGUAUAGUUUUUGAUACAUGUUAUUCUGGGGCAUUUUUUUUUUAAUGUGGGAAAUACAACCAGAAAGCAUUCAUCUGCUGUGGAUGUAAUUAAUCGUAUCUGUGGCGUAGCUUUUACUGACAGAUGUUGUUAGAUGUAUUCACUUGCAGAGGGGAAAACUAGCAGAGGAUGAAAUAGUAAGGAUAGGUGGAAAGGAUUUUGUUGCUUUGCUUCCUCAGUUAUACAGGCUACAAACUGGGAAAUAAAUUUGUUUUGUGAAACAAGAAAAUUAUAAAUUGGGCCCAAAUGUAUUAAAAUGAAAGUUUUGAAAUCAGUAUAAUUUAACUUUGGUUAAAUUAAGUCCUUAUUCUCCAUAAUACUCCCCACACAUUCAGAUUUUUUUUCCCCUACAAAGGUAUCUGAUUCCUAUUCUCUCUCUGGGUAACUUCUAGUCCUUACAAUUGAUCAUUCUCAGAUCAUUUAUAUAGCACACUUAUUUAUUUUUUCACUAAACUGUUCUAUCUUAAAGCCUCUGAAGUCAAGCACUUAAGUAUUUAUUUAAUAAUCCUUUAGUCCUCAUGCCAACUGAAUAUUUUAAUUUUUAAAAGGUGCAUAUCCAUAGUAUGCUCGUUUCUCUAAAAAACAAAGAUCACCAAGUCUUCUAGAAACAAGAACAUAAUAAGGCGGCAUAAAAACAUAAAUCUAUUUUUUACCUGUCACCCUGUAGUUUAUAAGAGCUCAGGUCCUUCGAGAAGAGGGACACAAUGAGUGGGGCUCUCCUUCCUUAGUGUCUUUUAAGCGCCGGAUGGAAAUGUCUGAUAACUGUGUUGGGUGAGGUUGCAAGUUGCAGAUCUGGUACAGUCAUGGCUCAGGAGGAGGCCCCAUUAACCCAGAGCUCCUUUGUCAUCCUGUGUAUUCUUUGUGGAUGAUAUUUUACAGAGCAGAUGAGAUUAUAGCACCUUUAUGAGUGGAUGUCAUCAGCAUUUGUUAUGAGCCAUCAUCUAACCACAGGACAAACAUUUCAGGGGGGAAAAGAACAAACACCUUAAUCUUGCCAACUAUUCACAAAUUCUCCUAAUCUCUCAAUAAGCUAGAUAAUAAGCUAAACAUCUUCAUUCCAAAUAAGCUAAAGUCCUCUCUAUACCUCCCUGUACCCUCAAAACACAACCAAAUAGGCGUAUGAUGUUUUCUACCAAAUAAUGUGAGGAAAUCCAAGGACAGAACUAACAGAAGUACUUUAUUCCUCUCUCAAUCUUAAGUUUCUUUUAAGCCUAGGUUUGUAGACAGAAGUUUAUCAUGGUUGCAUGCUUUGUUGCUUUGGGCUGGUUUUGCUUUCUGACUUUUUGGUAUUUUAUAUACUUGGUAUAAGCUAUCUUCUGCAUCAGUGAGGAAAAAAUAUGAUACUUAAAAGCUCAUUUUAAGAAUUUAUUGCACUAAUACUUUAUUAGUGCUACUAAGAGAGCAGAGUGGUCAGGUUACAUUUCAGUUUUCAUUAUUUCUAUGCCCAUUCCUAAUUCAGAUGUUAAUGAAAAGGAAAAUGGACAAAGGUAAGCAGUCUCAUGGGGGUCCUUAGGUGUGGCAAACCUACCAGGUGAAGGGAUCAGCCAGCAGGUAUCUAAAUUUCUGUACAUGGAAGUUCGUGGCGCGGUGGGCUGCUCACCUUGCUUGUUCUUAAUGUUUUCCACACCAGAUUUGAAGGUUUGAAUGAAGACAAAGGAUUUGCAGUGGAUGUUGAAGGAUCAUACAUUGGCACCUAAGAGACAGUUGAGAACAGUAUUUCCCAAACUCAAACCCACCACUUUACAAUUGUGCCACAAAUACAUGAUAUCUCUUAUUACUAUUUAGUCAAUAUUUUAUUUAAAUAUUUUUGAAGGAGUCUUUGAACAGAGGAACAUGUUAAAUGAUACCAUGGGGAUGCAAUCAGUGAAAUUAAGACAAAUAACCCAGUUUCUCCAACCACUAAAUUACAAGGGAUAAAAGGGGAAACCCACCAAUUAAGAGGUUUAAGAGACAUCAAAUAAAUAUGUAACUCGACUUUGGAUUUGAUUUUUAAAAAAAGUUUAUGAGAAUCAGGGAGAUUUGAGCAAGAAUUAUUGCUAGUUUUGUUGAAUGAGAUAUUUGGUCUUUUUAAGGAGUCCUAGAGUUGCAAACUGAAACUGCUUACUGAUGAAAUGGGGGAGGAGGACUUGAGAGCAUUUUAUAUCUCUUGCCAGACUUAC